Molecule: messenger RNA, 3952 nt
Organism: Leucoraja erinaceus (little skate)
Lineage: Eukaryota; Metazoa; Chordata; Chondrichthyes; Rajiformes; Rajidae
Gene: ctr9
Product: CTR9 homolog, Paf1/RNA polymerase II complex component
Biological process (GO): regulation of DNA-templated transcription
Cellular component (GO): Cdc73/Paf1 complex
Molecular function (GO): RNA polymerase II complex binding
Source: RefSeq, a predicted model, not a curated record
AGCCGUGCCCCGGAAGCGCUGGCGGGGGGCGGGGCUGCGGGUCAGCGCCAGGCGGGAGCGGCGCGAGGCCUCGGGAUGUUGUCGCGCGGCUCCAUCGAGAUCCCGCUGCGGGACACGGACGAGGUCAUCGAGCUUGACUUUGAUCAGUUACCAGAGGGAGAUGAAGUCAUCAGUAUCCUCAAGCAGGAGCACACCCAGCUUCACAUAUGGAUGGCCCUGGCGCUGGAGUACUUCAAGCAAGGAAAGACGGAAGAUUUUGUCAAGCUUCUGGAGGCCGCUCGUAUCGAUGGAAACCUGGAUUACCGAGAUCAUGAGAAGGACCAAAUGACCUGUCUCGACACACUGGCUGCUUACUAUGUACAGCAAGCACGGAAAGAAAAGAACAAAGAUGCAAAGAAAGAGCUCAUCACGCAGGCUACCCUGCUGUACACCAUGGCUGACAAAAUCAUCAUGUACGACCAGAACCACUUGCUGGGGAGAGCAUGCUUCUGUCUGCUGGAGGGAGAUAAAAUGGACCAAGCUGAGGCGCAGUUCAAUUUUGUGCUCAAUCAGUCGCCGAGUAACAUCCCCGCACUCCUGGGUAAAGCUUGUAUCUCCUUCAAUAAGAAAGAUUACAGAGGUGCUCUGGCUUAUUAUAAGAAGGCUCUUCGGACUAAUCCUGGAUGUCCAGCCGAGGUGCGGUUAGGUAUGGGCCAUUGCUUUGUGAAGCUGAGCAAGCUGGAGAAAGCUCGGUUAGCCUUUGGUAGGGCUCUCGACCUCAAUCCCAAAUGUGUGGGGGCACUUGUGGGGCUUGCUGUCCUGGAGCUGAAUAAUAAGGAGGCGGAUUCCAUCAAAAAUGGUGUGCAGCUGCUUUCAAGAGCGUACACAAUUGAUCCCAGCAACCCAAUGGUAUUAAAUCAUCUGGCCAACCACUUCUUCUUCAAAAAGGAUUACAGCAAAGUACAGCAUCUGGCUCUUCAUGCCUUCCAUAACACUGAGGUGGAGGCUAUGCAAGCUGAGAGUUGUUACCAGUUAGCUAGGUCCUUCCAUGUGCAGGGUGAUUAUGAUCAGGCUUUCCAAUACUACUAUCAAGCUACCCAGUUUGCUUCUAUCACGUUUGUUCUGCCCUUCUUUGGCCUUGGACAAAUGUACAUUUAUCGAGGGGACAAGGAGAAUGCUGCACAAUGCUUUGAGAAAGUUCUAAAAGCCUAUCCCAACAAUUAUGAAACUAUGAAAAUUCUAGGUUCACUCUAUGCCACUUCAGAGGAACAGGAGAAGAGGGAAGUUGCAAAGGGUCAUUUAAAAAAAGUGACUGAACAAUACCCAGAUGAUGUAGAGGCCUGGAUUGAAUUGGCUCAAAUCCUCGAACAGUCAGAUAUUCAGGGUGCACUCUCAGCCUAUGGUACAGCUACACGUAUCCUUCAGGAGAAAGUGCAAGCUGAUGUCCCCCCUGAGAUCCUCAACAAUGUCGGGGCACUUCAUUUCCGAUUGGGAAAUCUGGGAGAAGCCAAGAAAUAUUUCUUGGCUUCACUCGAACGCGCAAAGGCUGAAGCAGAGCACGAUGAGCACUAUUACAAUGCAAUCUCAGUCACCACUUCCUACAACCUGGCCAGGCUCCAUGAGGCCCUGUGUGAAUACCAUGAAGCAGAAAUACUGUACAAGAAUGUUUUAAGAGAGCAUCCAAAUUAUGUGGACUGUUAUUUACGUUUGGGAUGCAUGGCGAGAGACAAGGGGAAUUUUUAUGAAGCCUCCGACUGGUUUAAAGAAGCUCUACAAAUCAACCAGGAUCACCCGGACGCAUGGUCACUGAUCGGCAACCUUCACCUGGCCAAACAGGAAUGGGGGCCGGGGCAGAAGAAAUUUGAGCGUAUCUUGAAACAGCCGUCCACUCAGAACGACACCUACUCCAUGCUGGCCUUGGGAAACGUUUGGCUUCAGACCUUGCACCAGCCAACGAGGGACAGAGAGAAGGAGAAACGCCAUCAGGACCGAGCAUUGGCAAUCUACAAACAAGUACUCAGGAAUGAUCCCAAGAAUCUGUAUGCUGCCAACGGCAUAGGUGCAGUAUUGGCACACAAGGGUUAUGUCCGUGAGGCUCGGGAUGUUUUUGCACAGGUGAGGGAGGCUACAGCGGAAAUCAGUGACGUCUGGUUAAACCUGGCACAUAUCUACGUGGAGCAGAAGCAGUACAUAAGUGCCGUGCAGAUGUAUGAAAACUGCUUGAAGAAGUUUUACAAACACCAGAGCACUGAAGUUCUGCUCUUCCUGGCGAGGGCAUACUUCAAAUGCGGCAAACUUCAAGAAUGCAAACAGACUUUGCUGAAGGCCAGACACGCAACACCUAAUGACACUGUGCUCAUGUUUAACAUGGCCCUGGUCUUGCAGAGACUGGCUACGUCAGUCCUGCGAGAUGAAAAGAGCAAUCUGAAGGCCGUAUUGAACGCAGUCAAAGAACUGGAACUUGCCCAUCGGUACUUCAAAUAUCUCAGCAAUGCUGGAGAUAAGAUGAGGUUUGACUUGGCUCAAGCUGCAGCAGAGGCCAGGCAGUGUUCUGAUCUGAUGAGCCAGGCCCAAUACCACGUGGCCCGCGCACGGAAACAGGAUGAGGAGGACCGUGAACUGCGCUGCAAGCAGGAGCAUCAGAAGGAGAUGCUGAGGAUGCAGAUGGUCAAGGAACAGGAGGAUAAGAAGCAAAAAGAGUUAAAUGAGCAACGGAAGUUAUUGGAGCAGCGCAGCCAGUUUUUGGAGAAAACCAGGAGCUUGUUGGUGUUUAAUGAAGAGAUGGAGACGUCCAAGGAGAAGAAGAAGGGUGGAGGAGGAAAGCGUGCUAAGAAAGGAGAAUUUGAAGAAUUUGUUAACGAUGACUCAGAUGAUGAUUUGUCUCUGCCCAAGAAGAAGAGGAAGCAGAGAGCAAGUGGAAGUGAAAAUGAAGGUGGGGAUGAGGAUGGUGAUCGAAAGCAGAAGAAGAAGAAAAGGAGAAGACCCCAGAAACAUGCAGAGGAUGGCAGUGAUGAUGAAGCUGCCUCUCGACCUAAGAAACCACGCAGGCCAAAAGCGGGAGAGCGCAAGAGGAAAGAACGGGUCAAACCUGAACGGCUCCCGCCUUCCAUGAAGGGCAAAAUUAAGUCAAAAGCCAUCAUUUCAUCCAGUGAUGAUUCCUCUGAUGAGGGGACACUGAAGAUAGCAGAAGGGAACGCUCGGGACAGUGGUUCGGACGAGGAGCGGGUGGCUGACAGCCGCAGGAAGCGAGUGGUGUCCGAGAGCGAGUCGGAGGACGGGCAGAAGUCGGGAAGCGUGGGGGGCAGCAGCCCAGGGUCGAGGAGCGGGCGUUCGGCCGCAGCCUCCGACAGCGAGGCGUCGGCCAGCGGGCGGCCGGAGUCUGACCACUCGGGCAGGAGCAGGUCUGCCAGCUCGGCGGAGGAGGAUCAGAAUGAGUCUCGCCCUGCGUCGCGUGCCUCCAACGACUCGGGCCGCCAGGACUCUGACGAGGAAGGGUCAGUCCAGGGGUCCCCUGCCGAAUCCAACCAAGAAUCCAAUCAGGAGGAUGGCCGUCAAGCAUCUGUAUCCCCCGCGCAGUCAGACGAUGAGAGUGACUGAGUAACACAGUCCAUCCUGUGCAUAGUCCAAGCGCUGGCUGGAUGCUGACGUUACGGGAGAGAUGGUUUACUUUAUCAGAAGCUGUGAAGCCUGGCAUUUUAUCAACCACAGGGGAGGACUCGGCAGACUGUUUGUCACCACGUUUUGUAGCCGAGAUAGCACGGGGACCGGAAGGCAGUCAUUUACUGUCACGAUGAUGAAAUGCACGGAGAAUCAGGCAAACUGGUGCCGGCUAGAUCUGGUCUGUGUUGAAAAAAGAGUAAAUAUUUUAGGAACUAUAGAGAUUCAAAAAUGUGACCUAUGAUUUUUUUUUGAAAAUCCUUGUAAACGCAGAGAAACGUACAACGUUUGUUUAAUAAAUGUUUCAUCUAAAUAA